AUGGAAUCUGGUCUCUUUGAAGAGAGAAUUGGACAUUACAAAUUAGAUGUGCGAAUGUUAUUACCCGAUAUUCAGAGCGCAUUCGACGCUCAAAGGAUCAUUAAGUAUACGAGCCCAAAGGUCGAUGCAUUUACCUGGGACUCCUAUCACAGUCUUGAGGAUAUCUAUCAGUGGAUCUCCGACUUGGCCCUGAAAUUCCCCCACUGGGUCGAAGUGCACAGCAUCGGCAGAUCGUUUGAGGGGAGGGACAUUUAUGCGGUGUUCAUAAAAAAGGCCAAGAGCAAAUAUAACGUGAUAAUAGACGCUGGUAUUCACGGAAACGAGUGGAUUUCGACCGCGUUCGUCACGUACUUGAUUAAGCAGCUGGUUUACGCUCAAGACACUGGGGACAACAGACUCAACGAAUUAGCUAACAAGUAUCAGUGGUUUCUGAUACCGGUCGUCAAUCCCGAUGGUUUCGACUACAGCAUUAAAACCGACCGCUUAUGGCGUAAAAAUCGGAGACCGCUUGAGACCGGUGAAGGGGUCGAUCUGAAUCGAAAUUUUCCUCACAGUUUUGGAAAAUAUGAUGCGAGUAACGACCCCAAAGACGAUAACUACUGCGGACCAGAACCUUUCUCCGAACCGGAAUCUAAAGCCUUGUCGGAUUUCAUACUGGCGAAGCGGGAUCGUCUAAAGUUCUACAUUUCUUUCCACGCAUACGGCCAGAAGAUCAUUACACCGUAUGACGAUAGAGUGCAGCACAGUUUUUCUCAAAAGAAGUAUUUCAACUACACCCUGUACAGAGCUCAGCCAGUGAAUAAUAAACAGCUUAAGUUCUUCAAAGAGCUAUCAUCGGUGUAUGAUGUGAACUUCUGGAAAGAACCAGGUCAGGUGAACAAAACUGUAGAGUUUGUCAUAUCGCCAGAAGGUAGGUCACAGUUAACGAAAGACGCAGAACGUUUGGGUGUACACUUGAUCAGAAUCAUGGAAGACAUACAGAAGGCUUUUGAUCAACAGACCGUCAAGAGUUAUGUCAGAAGAAAUAUGGAGGAGUUUGACUGGCGUAGUUAUUUUAAAGGCGCUGAUAUUCACCGGUGGUUAAACGAUCUCGCUAAUGAAUAUCCCCAAGAGGUGUACUUGGAGAGCAUCGGGAAAAGCCAUAAUAAUCGUGACAUAAUAGCUGUGAGAAUCCUUUUAGGAGGAAGUGCAGAAAGGCCAAGAGUGGUAAUUGAAGGUGGAAUACACGCAAGAGAGUGGAUUUCCCCAGCGUUUGUGACAUACAUGAUUCAUCAAAUUUUGAAAGCUCCCUCAUCUGAAAAUAAGGCCUUGAAAGAAAUCGCGGUUGCUUACGAGUGGUAUUUCGUACCACUGUUGAAUCCCGAUGGAUACGAAAUUACUCAUAACACGGAUCGACUGUGGCGGAAGAACAGCCGGGGCGUCGAUCUGAAUAGGAAUUUCGAUGUCGCCUUCGGAAAGGUUGGCGUCAGCUUUCACAAGUGGUCAGAGACGUACUGCGGGGAGGCCGCGUUCUCGGAGCGCGAGAGCCUAGCCAUGGCUACAUUUGUUCAGUCCAAGAAAGACGGCCUAGCGUAUUACUUUGCAUUCCACUCGUACGGCCAAUACAUGAUCAUCCCGUACACCCAUUCGAAGGAGCAUGCCGAGAACUACAACGAAGUGUAUUCCAUGUGUAAGAAAGCUUCGCUCCGAAUAUCUGAAAAAUACGGCACUAGUUAUACAUAUGGAACGGCAUAUGAUACCGUAGGUUACUUAACAUCCGGCGUAAGCGGUUGUUGGGUGAAGAAGGAGCUUCACGUUCCGUACGUGAUCACUUUCGAGCUUCGCGAUGAAGGACAUUACGGAUUUGCGCUGCCUCCUAAGGACAUCUUGCCGACGUGCGAGGAAACAAUGGACGGUGUUUUGUUCCUGCUAGCAAGGAAUAACACUGCGGUGAAACCGAAAUAUAUAUCCAAAAGUGGACCGGCCAGCACAAUUUUCAGUGGAUUUAUUACCUUGUGCAAUUUUGUGCUGUUCCUUCUAGUUCGAUAUGGU
Molecule: messenger RNA, 2031 nt
Organism: Iphiclides podalirius (scarce swallowtail)
Lineage: Eukaryota; Metazoa; Arthropoda; Insecta; Lepidoptera; Papilionidae
Source: the annotation of a GenBank genome assembly